This is a messenger RNA of Aspergillus japonicus CBS 114.51, 764 nucleotides long. RefSeq lists its product as uncharacterized. The transcript is spliced from 3 exons. Lineage: Eukaryota; Fungi; Ascomycota; Eurotiomycetes; Eurotiales; Aspergillaceae. The record is from RefSeq and is a predicted model, not a curated record. Bases 223 to 501 code for a protein of 92 amino acids.
AGGGACACCAUUUUAUCCUGGAGACAAGCUUCCAGAGACAUUCAUUGUUUACCAUCCCAUCUCAAUUCCGAGGCUUGAUUUUCAGCCACUUUCAGUACGGUCAUCGCUCCUUACCGGCUCUUCACGUUCGCUCUUUGCUCUAUUCUACGCUUCCUUACCGAACCCCCUCAGCGAUGCGCGCAACCUAAAGCGAAUCCUCCCGCACACCAAACGACUUGAUUCAUGCACCCCUUUUCCAUCCUCACCCUCGGAAUCUUUGUAGCGGGCUACAUCACCGCGCGGUGGGAUCUUGUCACCCGGCUGUACGAAUUAGCCAUUUUUGCAUGGGAUCACGGUGUGGUGACACGUACGGCCAAAGGAUUUCUCCUACUGUCGGUCUUUUUCUUCUUGCUCGUCCUCCCCAUCAAUCAUCUGGCGGCGACCGAGGGUAAAUUGCACCCGCGCUACGUCCACCUAGGGGUCUCCGCUCGAGAACAAUUGCGCCGUCGAGGCUCCUUCUAGAGUACCGGCCGAAGGAAUGACAACAUGCUCAUGAGCGAUGGACUGUUACGGGUAUUCUGGCCAUACGAUCUGCCGCGAUCGUCGUCGCCGGGGGUGAUUGUCGGGUGGAGGAACUCGGAACUGGAUUUGUUCGUGUUGACUGUGUUGGAGGGUGUUGAGGUAAUGCUCUCUUCUGUUUGUGGUUGUCUGGGUUGUGGUCGUCUUGCACAUGUGAGGAGGAGCCAGUCAACGCUGACAUCUUGCUUUCCCUCCCUGCCAGCCAC